Molecule: messenger RNA, 4311 nt
Organism: Synchytrium microbalum
Lineage: Eukaryota; Fungi; Chytridiomycota; Chytridiomycetes; Synchytriales; Synchytriaceae
Exons: 25
Coding region: 1-4311 (1436 amino acids)
Biological process (GO): transmembrane transport
Cellular component (GO): membrane
Molecular function (GO): ATP hydrolysis activity; ATP binding; ABC-type transporter activity
Source: RefSeq, a predicted model, not a curated record
AUGACAAGCGGAUAUAAGGGAGUGGAUCCAAAAGGAACCACUGGAAUAGAUGCCGCUCCUCGAAUCGCAAGUCCAGAAAAGAGCCAAGAUGCAAACGAUCAACGUCCCGUGCUUCCAGAACAAUCCGCUAAUAUCGUAUCCAAAUGGCUUUUACUCUGGAUGGACAAGAUCUUCUACAAGGGAUACAAGAACUCUCUUACCAUAGACGACAUGUACACAAUCUCCUCUCGAUUCAAAGUGCAUGAACUAGUACGUGAAUUCGACGGGAUCUGGCACUCAGAGCUCGCAAGAAAACCGAUGGAAGAGACCAAAAACAAGAAACCAAACGAGAAGGAGAAUCUCGUUGUUGACGAUGAUGUAAAGCCGUCAUUCUUCAAAAAGCUAAUACCAAAAAACCCUAUGCCACCAAAAGAUCAAGUGUCGCUGAGUCGAGCAUUGUUCCUUAUGUGGUUUCCCAAAGCUUGGGAUUGUGGUGUAUACAAGUUUAUUGGAGACGUUUGCCAAUUGACCUCUCCGCUCCUAUUGGCACAGAUCAUAAUAUUCGUGCAAAAAAGUGCCACGUCUCCCAAUCCCCCGCCUCUGUAUAUGGGUUUCGUUUGGGUCAUAGUCCUGUUUGUUUUACAAAUAAUGUCAGCAGUAUUCCAAAACAGGUUCCAAGUGCUUUCAGCUGGCCAUGGUAUGGCCGUCAGAGCUACCCUCACGAGUGUGGUUUAUAAGAAAGCUUUACGAUUAUCCGCGGUGUCUAGACAAGAGUUCAAUGCAGGGAGGGUUACCAAUAUCAUUGCUGCAGAUUGCUCUCGUCUGGAAAUGUUUGCUUCUAAUUGUCAUUUGCUCUGGACUGCGCCUAUUAUGUUGCUUGGCAUUUUCAUUGUUCUGUUCAUUCAACUUGGACCUGCUGCGGUCGCUGGAUUUUUCCUUUUGAUUGCCCUGCAACCCGUACAGGAACGAAUGUGGAAACGACUUGCAGCCAUCCGAAAACAGUCUGCUGGAAUCACUGACCAGAGAGUUCGUCAAACGCAGGAAACCCUCAGCGGAAUCCGUGUCAUAAAAUUCUUUGCAUGGGAAGUGCCCUUUUAUACCCGGAUCAUGGAGCUGCGUCAUCAGGAAAUGAACCAAAUCAUUCGAACUUCUCUGACGAGAGCUUUGUUGCAAUCAAUUGCGUUCACAUUCCCAGUGCUCUCAGCCUCAAUAUCCUUUAUUAUUUAUGCUGUGACGACCCCGUAUUUGGACCCAUCCAGAAUUUUUGCUGCAGUCAGUCUCUUUACGAUGAUGCGUUUUCCUCUCAUGUACCUUCCUUUGGUUAUUGCUGCAUGGGCUGAAAGUGGUAUCGCCAUCGACCGUAUAUCUAGAUUAUUGCAAGCUGAAGAGGUUCAGAAUCUACCUGUAACAGACCUCAACGCUCCAAGUGCUAUACGAGUUACGAAUGGAGAAUUUAUAUGGGAAACUGAGCCUCCAGAAGUCGUAGCUAGGCGUGAAAGAGAAAUGAAGGAAAUGUUUAAAGGCGCUGGUGGUGGUAAAUUCUUGGGCAAGAGCUUAGGAAAUAAAGCUCAAGCAGCUCCAGUAGCAGCAGCCGAAGAGCGUAAAAAGAGAAAGUGGUUCCAGCGUAAAGAAGCUGACAAACCAGACGCUAAAGCUGGUGGAAUACCAAAACGACUCAAACCUGAAAUCGCCCCAUUCAAGCUUGAAAUCGAUUUAGAUAUACCACGUAAUUCUCUUGUGGCAAUUGUCGGUGCAGUUGGGUCAGGCAAAAGUACUAUUCUUAACUCGCUAAUUGGAGAGUGCACUCGUAUUUCUGGAAGCACUGUAUUUGGUGGAUCAGUUGGAUAUGCUGGCCAACAGCCUUGGAUUCAGAAUGCAACACUUCGAGACAAUAUUUUAUUUGGAAAGCCUUAUGAUGCAGACCGAUAUUAUCGCACGUUACAUACGUGUGCUUUAGAAAAGGAUAUUGGGAUGCUACCAGAUGGUGAUUUAACAGAAAUUGGUGAAAAGGGGAUCAAUUUGAGUGGUGGUCAAAAGGCUAGAGUCGCUCUUGCUAGAUUGGUGUACUUCGGUUCGGAUAUAGUGUUGAUGGAUGAUCCUCUGUCGGCUGUCGAUGCUCAUGUUGGACGAUUCCUGUUUGAAAAUUGUAUCCUAGAAACCUUGAAAGACAAGACGAGAGUCUUGGUUACCCAUCAGUUGCAUUUCGUAUCUAGAGCUGAAUAUGUGAUUGUCAUGAAGGGCGGUAAAGUCGCUGAGAGAGGCACCUUCCAAGAACUCAUGGAUGCAAAUGGAGAAUUCAGUGAGCUCAUGAAGUCGUAUGGUGGUGUUGACGAUAAGGAAGAUGAUGUAGAGGAGGUCAUAGAUGCUUCCAUUACCGCUGGAAACACUGCUGCCAGAAAGAAGUCGCUCGAUGGUGCCUUGACGCGAAUCUCUGACCAAGUUCAAAAGACAGCCAAAGCUGGUGCUGGAAAUGGACUCAUGGUGCAAGAAGACAAGGCGGUGGGAGCUGUAUCGCUAAAAGUUUACUGGGCAUAUGCUAAAGCAGCAGGAGGUUGGAUAUUUGUAGCACUUCUCGUCUUUAUUAUCAUUCUAGUACAAGUCGUGUCUGUCGGAAACAACUUCUGGCUCACUAUUUGGACAGAUAACCGUACUCCUUGGUUGAACCAAAGUGGCUAUAUUGGAAUUUAUGUCAUGUUUGGAAUAUUCCAAUCCUUCUCGUGGUUUGGGUUCUCAGCCUUCAUGGCUGUAGCCGGUAAUCGAGCUGCAAGAUCCUUACAUCUUGGUGCUAUUGAACGGGUGUUGUAUGCUCCAGUCAGCUUCUUCGACUCCACACCCCUCGGUCGUAUCAUGAAUCGAUUGUCUCGUGAUCAAGAUCAAUGUGACACUCAGUUGGUUGAUGGAAUCAGGAUGUUUUUGAGUACCUUUUCUGGUGCCGUCAGUACCUUCAUCUUGAUUGUUUACGCAACACCUAUAUUCGCCGCUCCUCUGGUACCAUUGCUAGGAUUUUAUUACCUGAUUCAAAGUGUGUAUAGAACGACUGCUCGAGAGCUCAAGCGUCUCGACUCAAUCACUCGUUCUCCAAUAUAUGCCAAUGUUGGCGAGAGUCUAACGGGAUUGUCUACAAUUCGAGCCUACAAUAUGGAAAAUGAAUUCAUCAACAAAAAUGAGGCAUUUAUUGACACCAACAACUCGGUCUAUUAUCUGACAUUGUGUGCUCAGUAUUGGUUGAGUAUUCGUCUCAACUUUAUGGGAGCCUUGUUGAUGUUCUUUGCUGGUACUUUUGGUGUGACUGCUAGGGCAACAAUCUCAGCAGCCUUACUCGGUCUUUCACUCUCAUACGCAUCAUCAGUAACCCAAAUGCUGUCGUGGUGUGUUCAACAAUUCACCAAUGUCGAAUUGAAUAUGAACUCAGUUGAACGAUUGAGUCAUUACUCUCAAUUGGAAGUCGAAGCUGCACCCAUAAACCCUGAUCAUCGACCAAAACAAGGAUGGCCACACACUGGAGAGAUUAAUAUCAAGAAUCUUCAACUCAAAUAUGGCAAAGAUUUGCCAUUGAUUCUGACUGACGUGUCGAUGAACAUUAAAGAUGGAGAGAAAAUUGGAAUUGUUGGACGAACCGGGUCUGGUAAAUCUAGUUUGAUGCAAGCGCUUUUCAGAAUGGUGGAGCCAUCGGCUGGAACCAUCGAAGUAGAUGGAGAAAACGUUCUCACUCUAGGACUGCAUGACUUGAGAACUCGUCUUGCCAUUAUUCCGCAGGACCCGACCUUGUUCUCUGGAACAGUUCGAUAUAACCUCGAUCCCUUUAACGAACAUACUGAUAAUGAUCUAUGGGAGGCAUUGGAGCGGUCAUCUAUGAAGGACAAGGUCUCUCAAAUGGAUGGUAAACUUGAAGCGAAAAUCACUGAAGGUGGUGAGAAUCUCUCUGUUGGUCAACGUCAGCUACUGUGUCUUAGCAGAGCUUGUUUGCGUAAACCUCGAGUGCUGGUCUGUGAUGAAGUGACUUCCAAUAUUGAUUACGAAACUGAUGCAACUGUCCAAAGAGUACUAAGAGAAGACCUCGGAACUUCAACAGUGUUGACUAUUGCACAUCGUCUCAAUACGAUAAUAGAUUAUGAUAGAGUGCUAGUCCUUGAUCAAGGUCGAAUCGUCGAAUUUGAUUCUCCAAAAUCACUCUUGUCUAACCCGGAUUCUCAAUUCGGAAAAAUGGUUGAUGAGACCGGGGAUUUCAACAGUAAAAUGCUUCGUGAUCUGGCUUCGGCUGCCACAGCUUCUCCAUCUGUUGUUGCUGCUGCUGUCCUGCAAACUUCUGAUGUUGCCGAUCAGCAAAUGUAG